Molecule: messenger RNA, 2666 nt
Organism: Triticum aestivum (bread wheat)
Lineage: Eukaryota; Viridiplantae; Streptophyta; Magnoliopsida; Poales; Poaceae
Product: zinc finger BED domain-containing protein RICESLEEPER 1-like
Exons: 4
Coding region: 637-2400 (587 amino acids)
Molecular function (GO): DNA binding; protein dimerization activity
Source: RefSeq, a predicted model, not a curated record
CUCAUCUCAUCCUUCUCUUCCUUUAGUUACUUCUCUACUACUGAUCUAUAUGCUCGCAUUCUUCUGUCCGACCCAGCGGCGAGCCGCCGGUGACCAUGCGGAAGCCACCAAGCUCGGAGUCGAAGGCCGCAAAGAGGAGGCGAUCUGGUCCCAUUGCUUCGCCGGCAUCUGCUACUGCCCGGACACGGGCACACAAGUGCACAGAGCCACCACGCUCCAGAGAAGUUGCUGUAGUGCCAACGCCUGUAGAAGCAGAUAAUCGUGAUUAUGAGUAUGAAGAGGAUGAGUCUGAUAUGGAUGAUGAAAUGUCUGAGGAAAGCUUACCUCCACAUGUGAUGAUUGAUUCUGGAAGUGAGGGCCAGCAAGAACAUGGGCCAGUUGAUGGUGUAUCCUCCGAGCCGAAGAAGAGCCGUAGAAGGAAAAAGGGUAUUGCAGUGUCCCCCAAGGUGAAAAAAAAGAGGGUGAGAGGAAAGCGUUCAAAAUGUUGGCAGCAUUUUACCAUGGUUCCAGUUGAAGGGGAAGAGAAAGAAAAGGCCAAGUGCAACUAUUGUGGAGAUUUAUUUAUUUACAAACAAGGGGGGACAGACUACUAGUCUUAAUAGGCACAAUGACUUAUGUCCAGCAUAUCGAGCAUUCAUGAGGGGAAAAUCACAAGGUCAGGGUACACUCAACUUCGAGCCGGGUUCAUCACUUACAUCUGUUUGCACUGAAUAUAAUCCUGAAGAAACUCGUAAGAUCAUUGCUAAGAUGGUAAUUGCACAUGAUUAUCCUUUUAGAAUGGUAGAACACAAAUGGUUUAAUAUCUUGAUGAGACAUAUGAAUCCAGCAUAUAAGUUCAUUGGUAGAAAGACCAUAAGAAAAGAGUGUAUCAAGGUUUAUGAAUCUGAGAAGGAACUUCUUAAGAAGAGUUUCAGGGAUGUCGAACAUAUUUGUUUAACAAGUGACUUGUGGACAUCAAAUCAAAAUCUCUCCUACAUGGCUUUGGUCGCUCACUACAUAGAUGUCGAUUGGGUUAUGCAAUGUCGUGUCCUGAACUUUAUUGAGUUAGAUCCACCACAUUCAGGAAGCAUCAUAGCUCAAGCAAUAUUUGAAUGUUUAUGUGAAUGGAAAAUAGAGGACAAGGUCAUCUCAAUCACAGUUGACAAUGCUAGAAAUAAUGAUGGAGCUGUGAGGAAUUUGAUUAACAAGUUUGUUGCAAGGAAAGUACCUGGCUUCAUUUCCACACAUUUUCAUGUUCGUUGUUGUGCUCACAUAGUCAACUUGGUAGUGAAUGAUGGUUUGGAACCAUUGCAAGCUUUUAUUAGCUCGCUAAGGGAAACUGUGAAGUAUUUGAAGAAGUCUCCUAGUCGCAUGUAUAAAUUCCUUGAAGUUUGUAAAACACUGAAUAUAGAACCUGGGGCUGGAUUAUGUCUAGAUGUGUCAACAAGGUGGAAUUCAACAUACAAGAUGUUUGAUUCUUGUACUCCCUAUAGGCCUGUUUUUCAUGAAUAUGCAGACUCUGAUAUGAAUUACACGUGGGAGCCUUCUCAUGCAGAUUGGAAUAUGUAUUCCAAGGUGCAACCAAUCUUGACGCAAUUUGCUGAGAUAACUAAGGUGUUAUCAGGAUCUGUAUACCCUACUGCAAGUAUCUUUUACCCUUAUAUAGUGACUGUCAAAAUGGAGAUAGUGGCUGCAUGUCAUUCUAAAGAUAAGCAUCUAUCAGCUAUGGCGUACGCAAUGAUAGAUAAAUUUGAUAAGUAUUGGGCGGAGAAAAACAAUGUUAUGGUUCUUGCUACUGUUUUAGAUCCUAGGUGGAAGAUGAGAUUUGUUGGUUACUGUUUUAGAAAGAUUUAUGGUGAAACCAAGGGCUGUGAGGAGGAAGCUGAGGUUAGAAAGGAGUUGUACGACCUAUAUGACACUUAUGAGGCUGAGUAUCGCCAAAAGAAUUCUGCUACUCAAAAUACUGGAGGUACGUCUUUGAGUAUGCAAUCAAGGGCAUCAACAACCACAGUACGACCAAGUGGUUUUCGGAACUAUCUACAAGCAACAGCUACAGAAGCAUCUAAAUCAGAAUUGCUCCUCUAUUUGGAUGAAGCAAAUGUAGAUCCCGAAGACACAACAUUUGUGUUACUUGAUUGGUGGAAGGUGAAUGCUCAUAGGUUCCCCGUUAUAUCCAAGAUGGCACGUAGAUUCUUGACUAUACCGGCUACUAGUGUUUCUUCCGAGUCAACUUUCUCUACAGGAGGUAGAAUCCUUGAUGAUUACCGGAGUUCUCUACGUCCAGCAAUGGUCGAGGCAUUAGUAUGUGCCUCUAGCUUCAUACGAGGUUCACACCAGGACAAUCAACCACCAAUAAUAGUGGAUGAGGAGGAGGAUGUUGAAUUCAUACCAUUUCCUAAGAGUGAGGUGGCAAGCUCUUGAAUGACAAGUUUGCUGCCUAAUCUAUUUCUUGCUAGUAGGUACUCAAAAUAAAUGUAUAUGGGAUGCUGGACAUGUGGGAGUGGAAGACCUUUUGGAGUUUUGGUAGAUGCUAGCAGCAUGUGAUGGAUGGAUGAUUGAUCAUCAACAAUUGAACAUUGAUGCCGCAGCUGCAACUUAUGCUUAAUUUCCUAUCUCUCUAUGAAUUGUGGUCUCUGCCCUUUAAUGUAAUGCGAACCUUGGAAUAUUAUGCUGCAUGAAUUUUCGAC